AUGACCGCGUCUUCAAACUCAGAAGAACAGGCAUACCUUGAUUUAUGUUCUAGAAUCAUCGCACAGGGUGAGCAUCGUCCUGAUAGAACAGGAACAGGUACCAAGUCACUCUUUGCCCCUCCUCAAUUGAGAUUUGAUUUAUCCAAUGACACCUUCCCAUUAUUAACCACUAAAAGAGUAUUUAGCAAAGGAGUCAUCCAUGAACUUCUUUGGUUCGUCAAGGGCUCAACAGACGCGUCUCUCUUGAGUGAGAAAGGUGUCAAAAUUUGGGAAGGUAAUGGGUCAAGACAAUUCCUCGAUUCCUUAGGACUUCAUGAUCGUCGGGAAGGAGACUUGGGUCCUGUUUAUGGUUUCCAAUGGAGACAUUUUGGAGCAGAAUACAAAGAUUGUGAUACUGAUUAUAGUGGGAAAGGUGUCGAUCAAUUAGCAGAUGUUAUUAAGAAAUUGAAAACCAAUCCUCAUGAUAGAAGAAUCAUUAUGUCUGCAUGGAAUCCACCAGAUUUCCCCAAAAUGGCUUUACCUCCAUGUCAUGUCUUUUGUCAAUUCUAUGUCAAUUUCCCCAAUGAUUUACCUGAUUCCAAUACCGGGAAGCAAGCUAAAACGACUUUGAAACCAAAACUAUCAUGCUUAUUGUAUCAGAGAUCCUGUGAUAUGGGUUUAGGAGUACCCUUUAAUAUUGCAUCCUAUGCCUUAUUAACAAAGAUGAUUGCACAUGUGGUUGAUAUGGAUUGUGGAGAAUUCAUCCACACUUUAGGUGAUACUCAUGUAUAUUUGGACCACAUUGAAGCAUUGCAAGAACAAAUCAAUAGAACUCCUAGACAAUUCCCAAAGUUAACCAUAAAGGAAGAAAGGAAAGAUCAAAUCAAAUCAAUAGAUGAUUUCAAGUAUGAGGAUUUCGAAAUAUCGGAUUAUAAUCCUUAUCCACCUAUCAAGAUGAAAAUGAGUGUAUAA
Molecule: messenger RNA, 951 nt
Organism: Lizanozyma spartinae
Lineage: Eukaryota; Fungi; Ascomycota; Pichiomycetes; Serinales; Debaryomycetaceae
Gene: CDC21
Product: thymidylate synthase
Exons: 1
Coding region: 1-951 (316 amino acids)
Biological process (GO): dTMP biosynthetic process
Cellular component (GO): mitochondrion; cytosol
Molecular function (GO): thymidylate synthase activity
Source: RefSeq, a predicted model, not a curated record